Molecule: messenger RNA, 1134 nt
Organism: Paecilomyces variotii
Lineage: Eukaryota; Fungi; Ascomycota; Eurotiomycetes; Eurotiales; Thermoascaceae
Product: ribosomal protein L5 domain-containing protein
Exons: 3
Coding region: 1-1134 (377 amino acids)
Biological process (GO): translation
Cellular component (GO): ribosome; cytosolic large ribosomal subunit
Molecular function (GO): RNA binding; structural constituent of ribosome
Source: RefSeq, a predicted model, not a curated record
AUGCUCUCCGAUCUGGAAUUUUUUGGCCAGACGCCGACGCCAGCAGCACCCGCGAGACAGCACAUCGCCGGUUACGUCGCAAUGGCUGUUCGUGAGCCGUCAAGAUCCCUGGCGAGGGCCCUCACACGGCCUUUGGCCCCUUCAACGCGUUCCCAGCAACCCAGUCUUCGUCGUUACGCCUCCGGAAAUACACCGGAUCCUCUCAGCGAGGUCGAAUCGAACACCUCGUUGGCAGCGUCGGUUCCCGAGGAUGUGGUGAAAUCCUUUGAUCCAAUCGCGCGGGCAAAGGCUCGCAAGUCCCAAUUGCCCAAGAGUCGUUAUCAAUACCGAUCACCCAAAUACGAUCAUGGUCCUCUUCAUCCUCACAGACCUCCCCCGCCGUCAGACCCGUCAUCUCGAGUUUUCGUUCCAGGUCCGUUUUCGCUGCCUCGCGUGCAGCAGACUUACGAGUCCACCGUCGCUUCGGAUAUCCUCACCCUGUGCUAUGUUCACAACCCGCCCGGCUUUAAGCCUCCUCCACCAGCUAAUCGUCUCCGCUCUUGGGAUGAAUCUUCUCCCUACCACAAGAACAGACCCCUCCGUGGACCCCGUGGAGGUGAUGUCCUGAGACUGCUGCGAAAGCCCAUCGGCUUCAACAACAUCCCCGAGGUGGAGCGGGUCACCAUCCACAGCUACAUCAAGGAAGCCGCAACGGAAAACUCUGGCUGGCUGCACGUUGCCGGUAUGGCUGUUCAGGCCAUUUCUAACGUCCGCGUGGAGACCUUCAAGUCGAAGAGCAGUGUUGCACCCUGGGGUAUCGCUCCGGGCAGAGACACCGUUGCGGUCAAGGCGGAGCUGCGGGGAGAGAAUAUGUACCACUUCCUUGGCAAGCUGAUCGACGUCGUGAUGCCCAGAAUCAAGGAAUGGAAGGGCGUGAAGGGUAGCAGCGGUGAUAGCAGCGGCAACAUCACAUUCGGUCUGGAGCCGGAGAACGUGGCCAUGUUCCCGGAGAUUGAGGUCAACUAUGACAUGUACCCGGCCAAGAUGAUUCCCGGUUGCCACAUCACCAUCCACACAUCCGCCACUACCGAUAAGGAUGCUCGACUCCUUCUGAGCGCUAUGGGCAUUCCCUUCUACGGAAAGCUCGUUAACUAG